AUGCUUGCCGCUAUCGAGUCCAAAGACCUCUCUACCCUACAUGAUGUGAUUUCGAAACGCGAGGCUGAAGGUCCUGAUGCUUUGCGUUGGGGUAACGGAUUGAGCGAUGCCCUCAACGAAGCAUUAGGGCUGGCCCGGUACGACAUGGCCGAAGAGCUUUUCAAGCGUGGUGCUAGGUGCACUGAUUGCACCAUCGGAUAUGUUCUGGAUGGGGCAUGUGGGGAGAAUGAGUGGAACACGAAAGCCAUCGAUGUGGCGCUGGCGUACGGUUGGAAUAUCAACGAGCCCUAUGAGCAUGUUGGCAGCGCUCUUGUAUCCACCGUCAGUGACGCGGAGACAGGCCCAGGAUAUCCCGAUGGCGAUACAGCUUGCCUAAAAAUUGCUGCGCAUCUAUUGUCAAAAGGCGCCCAUGUGGACGAGAGCACCCGGACGAACGAAAACCCGCUCGAAAUAGCCUGUGGGAAAGAUGACAGGCAUAUGGCAGCGCUAUUGUUGGCACAUGACGCAUCGCUAGAAAAGGCGCCCAAGGCACUCCUCAAUGCUGCCAGUGAAGGCAGCAUUGACAUUAUGCAGCAGCUUCUGGAUCGAGGCGCCGAUAUCAAUGCACACCCGUACGGAAGGCUCGAGAUAAUCCCUUGCCAACUAGAGGACGAAGGUUGGGGCUCUGCGCUACAUUGUGCCGUUAAAAAUCACCAUACCGAGGCAGUCUCAUUUCUCUUAGAGAAAGGCACGGCCAGAGAGUACAGGAACAUGGUGGGGUUAACAGCUUUGAAUCUUGCUCGCAAAUUGGGACAUGAGGAUAUUGUGCGGUUGUUAGAGUAA
Molecule: messenger RNA, 822 nt
Organism: Alternaria incomplexa
Lineage: Eukaryota; Fungi; Ascomycota; Dothideomycetes; Pleosporales; Pleosporaceae
Exons: 2
Coding region: 1-822 (273 amino acids)
Molecular function (GO): protein binding
Source: RefSeq, a predicted model, not a curated record